Molecule: messenger RNA, 4529 nt
Organism: Chironomus riparius
Lineage: Eukaryota; Metazoa; Arthropoda; Insecta; Diptera; Chironomidae
Source: the annotation of a GenBank genome assembly
CUUUUAAACUGUAUGUGUGUAAUAUUUCAAAAUAUGAGAAUCUGAAAUUUGCAUAUUUAAUGGAAUAGAUUGGAAUUUUAGACAAAACCUACUCAAGUACUCGCAAAACAUCUCAAUAAUUAAUUAAUUACUUUGUCAAACUAGUUGAAACACCGGGAUUCUCAACAAAAAGAGUGCAAAGUUGAAUGAUCUCCGUAUAAAAAUAAAAAUCGAAGAUCAUGCUGUUUUAAAUGUGAAUGUGAUUUACGCUCAAAUUGCCAAUCAAUGUCGAAAUGCUCAAGUUAAUUGGAAUCAAUAAAUAAAAGUGCUGAAUAGUGUGAAUAACAAUUGAAAGAAAACAAUGGAUCAGUCUGAAAAAAUUGAGAAGAAAAAUCCCAGAGAAAGUGCGAAUGCCUUAUCACAAUUAUUCUUUUUAUGGUCCGUACCGACAAUACUAAGGGGAGCCUUUCACGGUUUAGAUUGGAAAGACCUAACGAAAUGUUUACCAUCAGAUAAUUCUAAGGAUUUAGGAGAAAAGCUUGAGAUAGAAUGGGAAAAAGAGUUGGAACAAGCGCGAAAGAAAAAUAGCUCACCACAUUUGAGGAAUGCAUUAUUCAAGACAUUUUAUUUGAGUUGUAUCGUCGAUGGUUUUCUUGUGUUUACAUUUACCCUCCUUAAAUCAAUCACUCCGGUCUUUUUGUCUCAGUUACUAAUUCAAUUUCAAAAACCACUAAUGGUGAAUGUUAAUGAGACUGCUAUCAUACAUGACAACGCAACCACAUUAUCAACAACAAUCAUUAUGGCAAGCACCACAGAAUCAACCAUUAUAUCAAUCUCUAAUGAAGAUGACGAGAAUAUUUGGGAUAAGGUUUUUCAAUAUAUUGCGUCUAUUUGGACUGAUCCAUUUUGGUUGUCCACGCUCGUAGUAGUAUUUACGUUUAUAUCUUGCAUCUUAAAUCAUCAUGUUGAUCUUCGGCAAAGAUUUGUAGGGGCUAGGAUGCGUAUUGCUUGCUCAGCUGCAAUUUACCGAAAAUCACUAAGAAUGUCAAAAAGAGCAAUAACACAAACAUCUGCUGGAAAUAUAAUAAAUCUUUUAUCGAAUGAUGUAAAUAGAUUUGAUUUUGGUUUCAUCUAUGUGCAUUUCAUAUGGGUGCUUCCUAUUCAAGCUUGCUUAAUUUGUUAUUUGAUAUGGCGAAAGGCAAAGUAUGCAGCUAUAGUUGGAGUCUUGGGACUUUUGCUAAAAACAGUCCCAAUUCAAACUGGAUUAUCAAGAGUUUCAGCUAUUUUGAGAAUGAAAAUCGCAAUACGAACGGACGAUCGUGUAUCCAAAAUGAAUGAACUUAUUCAAGGGAUCCAAGUAAUUAAAAUGUAUGCUUGGGAAAUACCAUUUAGAAGCGUUAUCAAAUUGGCACGCAAAAAAGAGGUGGAUCAAAUUCAAAUGGCCCAAUAUAUCAGAGGAAUAUAUAUGUCAACUAUGGUAUUUACUGAACGUUCUACUUUAUUCCUUGCCAUUCUUGCAUGUGUAUUAGAGGAACGUGCAGUGACCGCUGAUUUAGUGUUUUCUAUGGCAACAUUUUUUAAUGUCCUUCAAUUGACGGCUGCAAUAUUUUAUCCACUGGCAGUGUCGUUGGGAGCUGAAGCACUGGUUUCAAUAAAAAGAAUACAAGAUUUCCUGAGCCUUGAAGAGCAGGAUGUUUUGGCAAAUGGAUUCAAGAGUAAUGAAUCUAAAACCAAAUUUGCUGUUGGACUAUCUAAUAUCACAGCUUCAUGGACCAGUGAUUACAACAAAACUCUAAUAAAUUUAAACUGUCGAAUGAAAGCAGGAAAGCUUUGCGCAAUUAUUGGACCUGUGGGUAGUGGCAAAAGUUCUAUUUUUCAAUUACUACUUGGUGAGCUUCCGAUUGAAACCGGCGAUAUUUACAUCAAUGGUGACACAAGCUACGCUUCACAGGAUCCAUGGCUGUUUUCGUCAACAGUACGAAACAAUAUUCUUUUUGGACUGGAAUAUGAUAAAUUACGUUAUUCGGAGACUGUAAAGCAUUGUGCAUUAGAGACAGAUUUUCAUCAACUCCCAUAUGGAGAUAAAACAUAUGUUGGGGAGCGUGGAAUGAGUUUAUCUGGUGGACAAAAAGCACGAAUUAGUUUAGCAAGAGCUGUGUAUAAAAAAUCCUCAAUUUAUCUUUUCGAUGAUCCCCUCUCUGCUGUGGAUGCUCAUGUAGGAAAGCAUUUAUUUACAGAAUGUUUAGGACCCAAUGGUUAUCUAGCGCGUCAAAAAGCAACCAGAAUUCUUAUUACACACCAAAUUCAUUUCCUGAAGGAAGCUGACUGGAUAAUUGUAAUCGACAAGGGAAAAAUUGUUAGACAGGGCACGUGGAAUGAUGUAAUGGAUAUUGAUUUAUAUCAGUAUGUUUCAUCUGAUUGUGAAAAGAAUGAUGACACAUCAGAUAAUGAAUAUCCGCAUAGUGAUGAUGAUGAUAUACCAUAUAUUGAUGAUGCACCAGAAAAUCCAAAAGGCUAUUUAAAACUCAGAACAUCAGACACAAAAAUUUCAUCUCGUUCAUCAGUAGAUAACAGUAUGGAGAACUUGAAUAUGAACGAGCAGAAAAAUCUUCGCGAUGAAGAUAGAAAUGAGAAGAAAAUUAAGUUUGCAAAAGUUUUCAUCGAAUAUUUCCGUGCUGGUGCUACUAUGUCGGUUCUUAUGAGUGUUGCUAUAUUCUUAAUAUUCUCUCAAUUUGUUACUUCUGCCUCGGAUUAUUUCAUAACGUUUUGGACAAAUCAAGAAUUAUUGCGUAUAAAUCAAAUGGAGACGAUGUUCAGCACAAAAGAUGGUCUCUAUAUUUAUGGAUUUUUAAUACUUGCUGUCGUUAGUGUAACUUUAUCAAGAGGAUUCAUCUUUUUUGCUGUAUGCAUGCGCGCUUCUAAAAAGCUUCACGAUACAAGUUUUUUAAGCCUUCUUCAUAGCCCCAUGCGCUUUUUCGACUUAAAUCCAGUAGGAAGAAUUCUCAAUCGAUUUAGCAAGGAUAUGGGAGCUGUAGACGAAUCGUUACCAAAAGCAAUUAUUGAAGCCGUACAGAACUUGUUAGUAAUGAUGGGAAUAUUGGUUCUCAUAGCAUUAACAACAACAGGAUAUACAUUUCCAGCAGCAUUAAUUAUAACAGCUAUCCUCUAUGGAUUAAUACUAAAAAUGUAUUUACGACCAGCUAAGGAUAUAAAAAGAUUAGAAGGAAGUACAAAAAGUCCUGUUUUCGGUCAAAUGACGUCAACUUUAUCCGGAAUUUCAACGAUACGAGCAUCUAAAAUGGCAGAACAAUUGACGUCCGAAUUUGAUAAGCUACAAGAUGUGCAUUCAGGUGUUUGGCAAACCCUCUUAAGCAUUAAUACAGCACUCGGAUUAUGGCUUGACUGUGUUUCAUGCGCCUUUGUAGCUUCAAUUUGUUACAGUUUCAUAAUAAUGAAUGAUGAAACAACAUCGAGUUCGAAUGUGGGAUUAGCAAUAUCUCAAGCAUUAAUUCUAACCGGAAUGGUUCAACAUGGAAUUAGACAAAUGAUGGAAUCAUUUCAACUUUUUACUAAUACUGAGCGUGUCCUUCAGUAUAUAAAAUUAGAUCAAGAACCUAUAGUAACAAAAAAACCAACAAAAGACUGGCCUUUUAAGGGAUUAAUUGAAUUUAAAAAUGUUUCAUUAUACUAUGACAUCAAUUCGCCACCUUCUUUAAAAAAUUUAAAUUUCACAAUCGAAGCAGGAAGUAAGGUUGGAGUAGUUGGAAGAACGGGAGCAGGAAAGAGUUCAAUUAUAAAUGCACUCUUUAGAUUGUCAUAUAUCGAUGGUCGAAUAUUAAUUGAUGGAAUUGACACUGGCGAAAUAAAUCUGCAAAGCUUGCGAAUGAAAGUAUCAAUUAUUCCGCAAAAUCCGGUGCUAUUUAGUGCAACUGUUCGGUAUAAUUUGGAUCCGUUUAAUGCCUUUACUGAUGAUCAAAUUUGGAAUGCCCUUGAGACGGUUGAAAUGAAAACAGCUGUAGGUGGUCUGCAAUAUAUGGUUACAGAGGGAGGUAAUAACUUCUCUGUAGGUGAACGUCAACUGAUUUGUUUGGCUCGUGCAAUUUUAAGAAACAAUAAAAUUCUAUUGCUUGAUGAAGCAACAGCAAAUAUUGAUCAACAAACGGACUAUUUGAUUCAGAAAACUAUCCGGGAUAAAUUUUCAAAUUUCACUGUAUUCACCAUAGCACAUCGACUUCAUACUGUCAUGGAUUCUGAUAUGAUCCUUGUUAUGGAAAAUGGCUAUGCAAAAGAAUACGAUAUCCCAUACAAGUUACUACAGCAAUCGGAUGGAUUUUUAAGAAGUUUAGUCAAUAAUCUCGAUGCUUCAGAGAAACAGCAGUUAAUUGAAGUUGCGAAGAAAAAAUAUGAAGAAAUUUUAGACAAUAACAAAAUUAAAUAGACUUAACUUACACAAUAAUUUAUACACUCAAGCAUGUGAUUUGCUAUUUUCUUUUAUAUUUAAAAAUUUAAUUUUUUUGUCUUUUUCUAUAAAGUUGCAAGAUAAAUGCACA